Pochonia chlamydosporia 170 is the source of this 1479-nucleotide messenger RNA. Its product is annotated as phosphatidylinositol N-acetylglucosaminyltransferase GPI3 subunit. The transcript has 2 exons. The coding region runs from base 1 to 1479 and encodes 492 amino acids. The record is from RefSeq and is a predicted model, not a curated record. Gene Ontology annotation, biological process: GPI anchor biosynthetic process. Gene Ontology annotation, molecular function: phosphatidylinositol N-acetylglucosaminyltransferase activity. NCBI's taxonomy places the organism in Eukaryota, Fungi, Ascomycota, Sordariomycetes, Hypocreales, Clavicipitaceae. Gene Ontology annotation, cellular component: glycosylphosphatidylinositol-N-acetylglucosaminyltransferase (GPI-GnT) complex.
AUGACUCGCCGGCGGUACAACAUCGCCAUGGUCAGCGACUUCUUCUUCCCGCAACCAGGAGGCAUUGAAUCUCACAUCUACCAAUUAUCAAGCAAGCUCAUUGACAGGGGACACAAAGUCAUCAUCAUCACCCACUCGUACGAUGACAGGAAGGGUGUUCGAUAUCUCACCAAUGGUCUCAAAGUGUACCACGUGCCGUUUCUCGUCAUCUAUCGCCAGGGCACCUUUCCCACUGUGUUUUCCUUCUUCCCUAUCCUCAGAUACAUUUUCAUCCGGGAGCAGAUUGAGAUUGUGCAUGGACACGGCAGUCUAAGUUGUUUGUGUCACGAGGGUAUCUUGCAUGCGAGGACCAUGGGCCUGAGGACCGUGUUUACAGAUCAUUCGCUGUUUGGGUUUGCCGACGCGGCAAGUAUUCUCACGAAUAAGCUGCUCAAGUUUAUCCUCAGUGACGUUGAUCACAGCAUCUGUGUGAGCCACACAUGCAAGGAAAACACUGUCCUCCGCGCCUCUCUAGACCCGUUGAUGGUCUCAGUCAUUCCCAAUGCCGUGGUGGCAGAAAACUUCCGUCCAAAAGAUUACCCGUCAUCUCCAGGCGCAGGCUUCGCGCCAGACCCGUCACCUCAGCGUUUAGGUCCCAACGACAUGAUUACCAUUGUCGUCAUCUCGCGCCUCUUCUACAAUAAAGGCACCGAUCUUCUCACUGCCACCAUCCCGCGCAUCCUAGAAAAUAACCCCAACACGCGAUUCAUCAUUGCGGGAUCUGGUCCCAAAGCCAUCGAUCUAGAGCAAAUGAUUGAGCAAAACGUCCUCCAAGACCGUGUCGAGAUGCUCGGCCCCGUCCGCCACGAGGACGUUCGCGACGUCAUGAUUCGCGGCCACAUCUACCUCCACCCAUCACUCACAGAAGCUUUUGGCACCGUCAUUGUCGAAGCCGCCAGCUGCGGGCUAUACGUAGUCUGCACCCAGGUCGGCGGCAUUCCGGAGGUGCUGCCAUCCCACAUGACAACAUUUGCCAAGCCCGAAGAAGACGACCUCGUCCUGGCAACCUGCAAGGCUAUCACCGCCGUGCGUGCCGGCAAAGUCCGCACAGAAAAGUUCCACGAGCAAGUCAAGAAGAUGUACAGCUGGUCCAAUGUGGCCAUGCGCACGGAAAGAGUGUACGACGGCAUCACAGGCACGAUUAGCGAAGAGGAGUUCUACGGCUUCGACACGGGUGGCUACAAUGGCAGCAGGGUGCGCAACUUCGCACUCAUUGACAGAUUAAAGCGCUACUAUGGGUGCGGUAUCUGGGCAGGAAAGUUGUUUUGCCUGUGCGUCGUGAUUGACUACCUGUUCUUCUUGUUUCUGGACUGGUGGUUCCCGCGGGAGAAUAUAGAUGUUUGUCCCGACUGGCCGCGGAAGUUGCUGGAAGAGAAUGGGAAGAGGGAGGGGAGGAGUAAUCGGUCAAGCACGUCACAACCAAGAGUUGGCCAUGAUUAA